Nicotiana attenuata is the source of this 1215-nucleotide messenger RNA. RefSeq names its product neurofilament medium polypeptide-like. The transcript has 5 exons. Bases 1 to 1215 code for a protein of 404 amino acids. NCBI's taxonomy places the organism in Eukaryota, Viridiplantae, Streptophyta, Magnoliopsida, Solanales, Solanaceae. The record is from RefSeq and is a predicted model, not a curated record.
AUGGCCAUUGGAGAAUCUGAAGAGGAAUCUGAGGUCCAAAGACAGGAACCUGAAGAUGAAGCCAUUGGGCUGGUAAGGAGCUUAAAUGAAAUCACAGCCCAGGCUGAUGCUGCUCCAGAAGAAGGAACAGGUGAUGGAACAGAUUCUUCUAUCCAGGGAAACUUGACAGGGGGAAUUGAACAAAGAGGAACUGAAUCUAAUAUCUCAAUGGAAUCUGUCCAUGAGCCUGUUCCUCAACAACAAAACAUUGGAGAAACAUCUAGAGGAAACCAGUUGGUUGUGGAAGAAAGUAGCAAGAAAACAGGGGGAAGUGGAUCAGAGGAAGCUGCUGAGGGACUCGUUAAUCUUGGAAAGCACACAGAUGAACCUGGUUCAUUUGUGGAAGAAACUCUAGCAGAUCUCUUGAAAAGGGUAGGUGAUAGCUAUAAACCCAAGAAAAAUAGAACUCCGAAACUAAAGACUCCUGUCACAGCAAGAGCCAACAAGAAAAGGAAGGAUGCUUCUUCUGAAACUACUGAAACUCCCUUACCAAAAGGAAGGGCCACGAGGAGCAAGUUGAAGAAAAGUGAGGAAGAGUUGCAGAAAGCUAUGGAAGAAAGUAAGAAGAAAAGGAUGGACAAAGGUAAAGCAAAGGUGGCAGAGCCUAUUGAGGCUGUUGAUGUGGAUAAGAUGGACCCGGUCCAUCAAGGUGAACAUGUGACUGUUGAGGUGGAGUUUGCUGAACCCUCUACUUUGGCUAAACGGACAAGGUCUGCUGUGAAAUCCAAACAAGUGAAAAUUACUGAAGAAGAAGAUUGGAGUGGUGAAGAGGAGGAUGAGUCUGAUAAUGAACAGGACAAACUGGCCAAGUUUGGCAAACGCACUAUCUUGAAGGGAAGACUUUUGAAGGACUUGGAGGAAAAAGGGAUGGUUCUACUGCUUGAAAGGCUAGAGUUGGGCGAAAUCCUUGGCAUACCUUCUGAAGGUUAUGAUGAUUACACAAGGCAAAAAUGGCCAAGUCUGGACUCUCUUCCUACUGCCCUAUCCAUCACUAGGAAAUUCUGUGAUAAUAAGGAGGUCAAUGCCCCAAAGGCUGUCUAUAAGAGUGAAAUGAAGCCUUCCCACAAGGUACUGUUUGAAUUCGUCAUCAAGUGUGUACUGCCUAGGCAGGAAAGAAGGCAAAUUGCCAACUACAUGGACUUGGUUUUGAUGGAAUGUCUGGAUAGUGGGCGGUAG